AUGCUGUGCGCGCGUGAUGUCCGCCGACCACCUCGUCGUCACUGCCUGCCUUCCCGCGUGCUCCCCGCCACCUGUUUCCCCCAUGCCGCCACGUUUGCUGCCCCCCAUGCUACCAUAGCGACGUAUCCGCAUGCCGCCAUGCGGCCGUCUUUCAGCCGCACAGCGCAGCACUCGCACUGGCAGCAGCAGCAGCAGCAGCAGCAGCGGCAGCAGCAGCAGCAGCAGCGGCGGCGGCAGCGGCGGCAUCAUCACUAUCACUAUCAGAAGCAGCAGAAUGAGCGAGAAGGAAAGGUGGGGGAUAUGAGGCAGCAUGUGACCGCCAUGCCCCAUCCCCAUCGGCCUAUCAGUCAGUUCGGCCUUCUCUCUCCACCUCGUCCUGCUACUGCCCACCACACCCGCCUCGCCUGUCAGGUACCACCCGCCUCAGGUACCACCCGCCUCAGGCCUUUUCUCUCCGUGGCGUGCUGCUACUGCCCGCUGCACCCGCCUCCACUGUCAGGUAGCCCCCGCAGGGGCGGUGCGGCUGCGGAUGGUCGCUCGCUCCCACAUGCUCCUGCCCUCUCUGCACCUCCUCCCCCUUCCCCCCCUUCUACCGCUGCUGCUGCUGCUGCUGCUUCUGGGGCUACUCACCCUCCUCGUACUGGCUUCAUGCAUCUUCUCCCAGCACUACCUGCUCCUCCCAUGCCCCGUGCACAGCACUUUGCAACAACUGCUCCCAUGCCGUCUCCCAUGCCUCCUCCCAUGCCUGCUCCCGCGCCUGCUCCCGUGCCUGCUCCCAUGCCUGCUGCAGCAGGGGCAGAGGGGGCCGGAGUGAGAGGGGGUUGUGCUGGAGGGAGGUGCGGAGUGGAUAGAGCGGAGGGGUUGGAGGAGAGACUUUCUAGUGGCAUGGGCGGUGGAGGAGGCGAGGGGGAGGGAAUGGAGGAGAAAUGCCGUAGUCGCAUGGGUGGUAGAGGAGAGGAGGGGGUGGAGGGGAGACAGCGCAGUGACAUGGGUGGUGGAGGAGGGAAGAGGGUGGAAGAGAGAUGGUGCAGUGGCAUGGGAGGCACAGGAGGGGCCAUGGCAGGCGGUGCAGGUGCAUGGGCACGAGGAGGUUGCAGUGGAGAGAUGCUACUGCGGGAGGUGGACGGGGACGAUACAGUGGCGCAGGGGCAGGACGGAAUGGAGCCACCUGCCCAUCUGCAAUCCCCACCUCCCAUCCACCGAUCCCCCAUCCCCCAUCCCCCACCAUCAUCGCCCAUCCCCCCAUACCCCAUCCCCCAUCCAUCCAUCUACCCAUCCACCCAUCCCGCAUCCACCCAUCAUUGCCCAUCCCCCCAUACCCCAUCCCUGGCCUCCCAUCCCCGAUCCCACAUCCCCCCAUCCCUUAUCCCCCAUUCCCCCAUCCCCUCAUUUGCAUCAUCCUCCAUCCUACCAUGCCCCCAUCCCCCCCCAUCCCAACUUCCCACCCCCCAUCCCUCCAUCUUCCUCCCAUUCUCCUCCCGUCCUGUGUCCUCCUCCCACCCCCGUCCCCAGCUAGCAGCAGUGCACUCCUUUUUCAACCCCCCUUCCUUUCCAUCCCCCCGUUCCACCCCGUCACUCAACCCCGACCCCCCUUUCCAUUCCACCCUCCUUCCACGGCUAUCAGCAGUGCACUCCGUGCCUGAGCGGCAGCAGGCAGGGCGGCAGCAGGCAGGGCGGCAGCAGGCAGGGCGGCAGCAGACAGGGCGGCAGGAGGCAGCAGUGGGCAAGGAUGAUGAGAGUGGGAGUGCUGUCAGCACCACAUCGUUACCAACUUUCACCGUUCUUCUUCCAUCGCUCAUGGCGUCCCGUCCCUCAUGCCGUCCUCUUGCUGCAUCCAGCACCACCUCAAUCUCGUUGUUUCUCCAUCCACCUGUUCUCCACGAAACAUCGCCCCUGUGCUGUUUCACUAUCUUCUCACGUGCACCCCUCCUCCCCUGUGCUAUCUUCUCACGUGCACCCCUCCUCCCCUGUGCUAUCUUCUCACGUGCACCCCUCCUCCCCUGUGCUAUCUUCUCACGUGCACCCCUCCUCCCCUGUGCUAUCUUCUCACGUGCACCCCUCCUCCCCUGUGCUAUUUUCCCUCUGCGCCAUCGUCUUUUCCUGUGCUAUUUUCCCUCUGCGCCAUCGUCUUUUCCUGUGCUAUUUUCCCUCUGCGCCAUCGUCUUUUCCUGUGCUAUUUUCCCUCUGCGCCAUCGUCUUUUCCUGUGCUAUUUUCCCUCUGCGCCAUCGUCUUUUCCUGUGCUAUUUUCCCUCUGCGCCAUCGUCUUUUCCUGUGCUAUUUUCCCUCUGCGCCAUCGUCUUUUCCUGUGCUAUUUUCCCUCUGCGCCAUCGUCUUUUCCUGUGCUAUUUUCCGCUGGAUCUGUAGGUGGUAUGUGGAGUGAUGGGCGUGAGUGGGGCAGUGCGGGGAGGGCAGAGCUGUCGCGAGGGAAGAAUGCAGGGGAACCUGGUGGGGGUGAGGUGCAAGCAGGGGAGGUGCAAGCAGGGGAGGUGCAAGCAGGGGAGGUGCAAGCAGGGGAGGUGCAAGCAGGGGAGGUGCGAGCAGGGGAGGUGCAAGCAGGGGAGGUGCAAGCAGGGGAGGUGCAAGCAGGGGAGGUGCAAGCAGGGGAGGUGCAAGCAGGGGAGGUGCAAGCAGGGGAGGUGCAAGCAGGGGAGGUGCAAGCAGGGGAGCGCUCUCUGCUGGUUCUACUGAUGGGCAUGGCUGAGGGAGAUGGGAGGGUGGGAGAUGGGAGGGUGGGAGAUGGGAGGGUGGGAGAUGGGAGGGUGGGAGAUGGGAGGGCAGGAGAUGGGAGGGCAGGAGAUGGGAGGGCGGGAGAUGGGAGGGUGGGGGGUGGGAGGGUGGGAGAGGGGAGGGCAGCAACUCACGGUGCCUCUGCAGCUUGUGUGAAUAUUCUAGGUGGCGACUUUGGUUCGCCCAUGAUUGUUUCUUCUGUGCUUAGUAUGUCUCUUGCCAUGUGCUUCGCUCUCCCUGUGCUGCCUGCCCCCAAAUGGUUCGCUUCCAGCCAGCCACUGACUCCUCACCCAUAUAAGCAGCAGAUGGCCCUGCUGGCACCAUGGGCAAGCAGGGCCCAUGCGCGACACAGCAAGUUGUGGUGUGGAGGUCUCUGCUGUUGA
Closterium sp. Naga37s-1 is the source of this 3111-nucleotide messenger RNA. The record is from the annotation of a GenBank genome assembly. NCBI's taxonomy places the organism in Eukaryota, Viridiplantae, Streptophyta, Zygnematophyceae, Desmidiales, Closteriaceae.